AUGUUCACAGGCGAAUUCAAGGAGGGACAAGAGCAGAUAGCCGUCUUGGAAGAGAUUGAAGGUAUCGUUUCGGCGCAAAGUCUCGAAGCCCUCUUGCAAUGGAUAUACAUCCGCCGGGUAAAAUACAAUGUGGAAGAGCCGGAAGACCAAAUUUCAGCUGCAAUAGAACUUGCAAGAUUCGCCGAUAUGUGCACCGUCACCAGUUUAGAAUCUGAAAUAGCCCGACAGAUCAAGGAAAUCCUUAAAGACCACUCGGUGCCCGAGCGUGCCAGGGAAUAUAACAAUAGAAACACCUAUUUUCUCACAAGUGAGCAUGUCAGAUCGGCAAUCUUCUUGCCUAAAGGGCAUGCGGUGCGUCAGGUUCUAGCUGCAGCCUCGGUUGUGGGAUAUCUUCGAGACGAAAACCACAAAUUUAAGGAGGAGGUCCAGGUAUAUCCCCUAUUUGGAGCUGAUGUCCUUGAACAAGUGAGAAAAGCACUGAAUACGCUCAACGUUACUCACCGCGAGGCUACCUUUAAAGACCCUAUAAGCGGAAAAACGUCAACGAUCAAUAAUACUUAUUAUUGA
Messenger RNA from Aspergillus melleus, 567 nucleotides. RefSeq names its product BTB/POZ domain-containing protein. Bases 1 to 567 code for a protein of 188 amino acids. The record is from RefSeq and is a predicted model, not a curated record. Lineage: Eukaryota; Fungi; Ascomycota; Eurotiomycetes; Eurotiales; Aspergillaceae. The transcript has a single exon.